Messenger RNA from Hemibagrus wyckioides, 3343 nucleotides. RefSeq names its product 2-hydroxyacyl-CoA lyase 1 (gene hacl1). The transcript has 17 exons. Gene Ontology annotation, molecular function: thiamine pyrophosphate binding; catalytic activity; magnesium ion binding. Lineage: Eukaryota; Metazoa; Chordata; Actinopteri; Siluriformes; Bagridae. Gene Ontology annotation, biological process: fatty acid alpha-oxidation. Gene Ontology annotation, cellular component: peroxisome. Bases 84 to 1790 code for a protein of 568 amino acids. The record is from RefSeq and is a predicted model, not a curated record.
GCUUGAAUGCACCCGUGUUGCUAAACAGCGUUCUGCACUUUGGUCGUGCUGCUGUUAUUCUGCGCGUGUUACAAGUUGAAGUUAUGGAGGAACUCACAGGAGCGCAGCUUAUUGCUGAAGCACUGAAGGCUCAGAAUGUGGAGUACAUGUUUGGCAUCGUUGGCGUUCCUGUCAUUGAGGUUGCCAUGGCAGCCCAGGCUGUUGGCAUCAAGUAUGUGGGCAUGCGCAAUGAACAAGCGGCCUGUUAUGCUGCGUCUGCAGUUGGAUAUUUAACUGGACAUCCUGCAGUGUGCCUAGUGGUGUCUGGACCUGGGCUGAUCCAUGCACUUGGCGGAAUGGCCAAUGCUAACAUGAACUGCUGGCCUGUGGUAGUCAUCGGAGGCUCCUCAGAUCAGAAUCAGGAGACAACUGGAGCAUUUCAAGAAUUUCCACAGGUAGAAACCUGUCGCCUUUACAGCAAGUUUUCAGCUCGACCAGGCAGCCUUGUUAUGAUACCAGCUGUAGUUGAAAAGGCAGUAAGGAGCAGUAUGUAUGGUCGUCCAGGAGCAUGCUAUAUAGACAUCCCUGGCAACAUGGUAAAUGCAAAAGUGGACCAGAAAACCGUCAGGUUCCCAUCCUGUUGUCCUCCUCCUCCAGUGAGCCUGGCCAGCAAUCUUGAGAUCUCCAAAGCUGUCACGGUGAUCAAACAGGCCCAGAGACCACUGCUCAUCGUUGGCAAAGGUGCGGCAUACGGCCGGGCAGAGAACGAAAUUAAAGAGCUAGUGGAGUUAAGUGGGUUGCCCUUCCUGCCUACUCCCAUGGGAAAAGGAGUACUUCCUGAUGACCAUCCCAACUGUGUGGCUGCAGCACGCUCCAGAGCUCUGCUGCAGGCAGAUGUGAUUGUGCUGCUGGGUGCUAGACUAAACUGGAUCCUGCACUUUGGCUUUCCUCCCAGAUUUAGCCCUGAUGUGAAACUUAUUCAGGUGGAUAUAUGUGCAGAGGAGCUUAGUAAUAAUGUGAGAGCUACAGCAGCACUCCUGGGAGAUGUCAGGGCUGUGGUCAGCCAGCUGGUAGAUGUUUUGAGAUCAGACACAUGGACAUAUCCAACAGACACAGUGUGGUGGACAAACCUGAGAGAAAAAAUAGCUUCCAAUGCUCAGAUAUCAAAGGCUCUUUCUCUACAAAAUUCUUUGCCCAUGAACUACUACACAGCAUUCCACCACAUCGCUGAACUUCUACCCAAAGACUGUGUCAUUGUCAGCGAAGGAGCCAAUACCAUGGACAUUGGUCGCACCAUGCUGCUCAACUACUUCCCCAGGCGCAGGCUGGAUGCAGGGACAUUUGGCACCAUGGGAGUGGGACCUGGUUUUGCCAUUGCCGCAGCAGUACUGGAAAAGGCCCAGCACACUGGCAGAAGAGUGGUAUGUGUGGAGGGAGACAGUGCGUUUGGCCUUUCAGGCAUGGAGGUUGAGACCAUGUGCAGGUAUAAGCUGCCAGUCAUCAUCAUUGUCAUCAACAACAAUGGCAUAUAUAGUGGUGUAGAUAAAGAGACUUGGAGAGAAAUGGAGAAGAUGGGAGACAUGACCAUUAUAGCUCCUCCUGUGACACUCCUGCCUGAGGCACGUUAUGAGCAGGUAAUGUGUGCAUUCGGGGGACACGGAUAUCUGGUCAGGACCGUAGAGGAACUGCGUACUGCCCUACAGCAGAGCUUGAGGGAGACAGCUACAGCAAGCUUAAUUAACGUGCUCAUAGACCCGGCCUCAGACCGAAAGCAACAGGAGUUCCCCUGGCUGACCCGCCCCAAUCUGUAAGAAGAGGAGAAGGAAGAAGAGUUAAGCUGGAAUCUGUUCCCUUUUUGCUAUGAUGGACAGUAGUCAUCUCCCUCCUAACUAAUGACUCACCCACUGCCUUGAUGUUUUAUAAUAAUGAAAAGCACAAAUUGUAUUAUAAUAGGACAUGGCAGAAGCACACGAUGAUUAAACAACGCUCUUCUAAACAGAACUCCCCCAUCCUAUACCUUACAUAUUGGCAUCAAUUACUAGGUGUUUUCUAAUUAGUGGCAUUUUUUAUAAUGAGGCACUUUUUUCAGCCUGACCUUUGGUUAACCUGUGAUUUAUUGAAUUAUUGAUCAGUUACCUCAUUAUGGAAUAUAGAAAUAACCACAAUUGACUCAGCUAACAUUAGUUUAAAAAUGGGGAAAAUCCAGGCGCAGCAGUUUGUAAAUGGUUUAAUAUUUUUCACACAACGAAUCCAUCCCAUGGAGGAUGAGUUGAAUGAACGAGGUGUUAAAUGCUCGACCCUCUGUGUUGUGUUCCUCUUGGACCGUAGGCCGAUGCCCCUGUUUAAAAGGACCGGUAGUAAAUCACACAGAAGUAGUCCCAUGACUGAAUUUUUGUUUUGUAAACAUUUGGAAAUAUGCAUUUGUACAAAUUGCAGAUCAACCCUGGUGUACUUGUCUUUAUAAAGACAAUAAUAAGAAAAUGUUGAAACCACAGGACUUGGGUUGUUUUAGGAGAAUAUAUGUAUGGUAAAUGUAUGCGAAAGUGUCAGAUGUGGUUUGAUGUUCAAGGUAAAAGGACUGGAAAGGGUUCUGGUUUAGCUCAGUUCAGAUUCCAGUUAAUGAAAGCCUUCCUGUCCUUUGCUUCUCCCGUACGACAAAGACCAUUACCUCACUGUUUUAGCUCAGCAAUAAAGCUAAGAGACUCUCAGUCCUGCAAACAGCUCUCAGGAGGCCAAGAAUCACAUCACGUAAAAUGACCAAGUUUUUUUUCUGGAGUGAUUCCCUGAACUGUUUCUACAGUUAUAAUUAUGGAAGUCGGACAUGAUAUGUACUUUUAAAUUUGACCUCAUUAUUCCAUGGUCUGCCAUUCCAAUGACAUUUUGAAUAAUAUAGAUGUACAGUUUCCUCUCAUCUAUACGUGGGUGCAUGCAGGUGCUCCUAAUGCCACUGUGUGCUCUGUGGGAUGUGCUGUAAAUUUAAUGUGAUUACUAAAAUGCACUGUCUGUAUGUUUCUUAUGUUGAUGAAUUGGCACCUGUAGUGAAUUGCAUUAAGCAUGUUUUAUCCCAACUGCAGGGCUUAAGUGGCCCUUUGCUUAAUUGCCAUGUCGUUAAUUCCCGAGGGAAAGAAAAGGCCAGUAUGUGUCUACCGCACUGGGUGAUCGAGUCAGUGUAAAGGAUGACUAAGAGGCAGGAUCUUUCUGAAUUCUGCUGUUUGUAAUUUAUUCAGAUAUUAUAUGUAUGUACUAAACUACAGACAACUGUGACUCAGGUCAUGAUUUUAAUCCAGAUGUGACCUUUCUGCUAAGGUGUGUGUUUACUAUAUACAGUAUUGGGAUGCCAACAGUAAAGACCCUGUACACAUGA